This is a messenger RNA of Parnassius mnemosyne (clouded apollo), 906 nucleotides long. The record is from the annotation of a GenBank genome assembly. Lineage: Eukaryota; Metazoa; Arthropoda; Insecta; Lepidoptera; Papilionidae.
AUGGAUGCCAUACUCUUUGUUUUGAUCCUCGAAGUGGUCCUUCUCCAAAUGCAAAUUUUAGAGAGACGUGCUCUCCAGAAUGUUGAACUAUUCUCCGCUUCAGACAAGAAGAAAAGACAUCAACGUGAUAAGCUCUCUAGAGAUCGAAUAUUGGUGACAGACGUCAUUAGAACAACUUUGCUGCAAGUGGCUGAAGAAGGUCAUUAUCUGGCUCUUUAUCAAGCUGUGGACAUCUUAAAUCAAUCGUCAUCUACAAUUACAUCAAUGCAGCUAAACCAUGAUCGUUUGAAAACAUUAAUUCAAAAUGUUAAGCAUCAACUGAUAACAAAACGAUCUCACUGGGAACUACAGCUGCGUAACUAUGAUGAAAAAGUUGCUUCACUGAAAGAUGAGUUUAGAGAUUCCCAACUGAAUGCAAAAGUACGACUUUGCUUUGCAGAGAAAUACAUGUAUGCCACCGCCGAAGUGUUAGAAUUACAAUAUCAAAUCAAGCCAUCUCCUUUACCACGCCCAGAUCACGAGCAACGUGUGCACACAGAAAUAUUGCAAGCUUAUGAAUUUCAAAUAAAAGAACGAGAGGAAUUGCUGGAGUAUUGGAAAAUUAAGCACAAUGACGACACUACCAAGAUUAGAGAACAAGUAAUAGAACAACGUGAAAAGUUGCGCGUGACCAUUGCUCGCCGUGAAGAACUACAAAAAUUGUUCAGUUACCAUGCUGGUGAAAUGCGAGCUUGGUCAACAUUUAAGAGAGAACGAGCGGCUCGGUUAGCCCGAGAGGAGAGAUCGCGAGCGGCUGCCACAAGGAUCCAAGCUUGGUGGCGUGGCCUCAUGGUCCGCCGAGCACUUGGUUCCUUCAAGCAUUUGAAAAACACUAAAAAAGCUGUUGUAAAAAAUAAGAAAAAAUAA